Morus notabilis is the source of this 1244-nucleotide messenger RNA. Its product is annotated as probable membrane-associated kinase regulator 4. The coding region runs from base 129 to 1244 and encodes 371 amino acids. Gene Ontology annotation, cellular component: plasma membrane. Gene Ontology annotation, molecular function: kinase inhibitor activity. Lineage: Eukaryota; Viridiplantae; Streptophyta; Magnoliopsida; Rosales; Moraceae. The record is from RefSeq and is a predicted model, not a curated record. The transcript has a single exon.
CUAAACACAUCUUCCUCCCUUUUAUAAAGCUUUGCACUUCCCUUCAAGCCUCAACAAAGCUCUAGCCUUCUUAACAACUAGAAGAAGAUCACCAUCUUAAACAAGAAACCACAAUUUACAAUUUAAUAAUGGCUUUAGACCUCUUAUCACCUGACCAUUCAGAAGAAGACUACAUAGACAUGGAAGUUAGUUCGUACUCGAACUUCUUCUGCAACAACUCCGCGACCUCUUCUUCUCCUCCUCCACAUAACCCAAGAGAGUUUGAGUUUCAAAUGUCAAACACAACAAGAGAGAGAGAGCCAACAACUUCUCCGGCGGAUGAGCUCUUCUACAAAGGGAAACUCCUUCCGCUUCACCUUCCACCGCGCUUACAAAUGGUCGAAAAACUACUUCAAAACUCCAACAUCUCUUCAUUUGAUCAUAUAAGAGAUGAAAACACUUUUGAUCAUGAAUUCUUCAGCACCCCACUAAUGACGACGGCUCCAACACCAACUGCAACUAGUACCCCAUAUGAGUCGUGCAAUAUCUCGCCCUCGGAGUCUUUUAGGAUCAGCAGAGAGAUAAACCCUGAAGAGUACAUGUAUGAAUACUCAACAGAAUUUAGUGGCUUCAUCAAUGGAGAAAACCCCAAGAAGUCUUUGGCAAAGAAGCUAAAGCAGUCCUCACUUGGGUCAAAGCUCAAGGCUUCAAGGGCUUAUCUCAAGUCCUUGUUUGGUAAAUCUGGUUGCUCGGACGAGUCAAGCACGGCAGCUAGGAAAGUCGCGGAUGAAGGUUCAGCUCUGAAAUCACAGGAGAGUUCUAGGAGAUUUGUGAAAAAAGAUAACAAGAAGAAUCCAUUUGGGCAAAUUCAAAGAGACGAACACCAAACACCAAACACCAAAGAAAAGAUUGUUGACUCCGGUCGCCACAGGAGAUCAUUCUCACUGGCUCUUAGCAGACAUUCAGCAAAUAAGCCUUCAUCUUCUUCAUCAUCAAUAUCAUCCGGUUUCUCUUCUUCCUCUUCUUCUUCUUCAAGUUCAAACAAUUCAAAUGGUGUUCAUGAAUCAAAGUACUUCAAGAGAUGUGGAAGCGCAAACUAUUCGGAGAUUGAGAACUCGAUUCAAGGAGCUAUUGCUCAUUGCAAGCAGUCUCAGCAGCUGUUUUGUCAAAGAAAGGCUUCACGUGAAGUUGGGUUAUGUUCAAUGGCAGCUUCAAGAAUUGGUGUUUGUGAGGAACAAGAAAAACCAGACCUUUGCAGAGGCUGA